AAUAAGAAAAGGCGGCAGCCGCGUUUCCCAAAUGACUGAGUUCACUUCAGGAGGUUAAUCUAUGAGUUAAACCUCGAGCCACAUUUACUGUAGCCUACAUUAGACAACAAUGUGUUCAGUUGAGUCUUUGAGAGAGUUUGUCAACGAGCGACUAACUGCUGCUGCUGAAGAAAUAUUGGGAGUUUUUAAAAGAAGCAUCGUCGAGUACGAGGAAGAGAUCGAUCGUCAGCGCAGACUGUUGGAUAUCGUUUUGAAGCCUGAAAUAAAGUUACACAGGACAGAGCUCCCACAGCAACAUGUGUGUAAGGAGGAGGAGGUUGUCCCUGAGCAGCAGCUCUGUAUUGAGGAGAGGAAGUCCAGUGUGGACCAAGAGGAGCCAGAGCCUCCAGAGAUUAAAGAGGAAGAGGAGGAAGUGUGCAGCAGUCAGGAGGGAGAGCAGCUUGUAGUGAAGCAGGAGACUGAUGGCUUUAUGUUGACUCCUGCUGAUGAGGAAAGUGAGCACAGUGAAGAUCAGACUCUGGACUUCAUUCAUGAUGACACUCAAAGUGCAGCAGAGAAAGAGUCUGUAUUCAAAAUGCCAGUUAUAAGCUCUGUGAUAUCAGAAGCAACCAGUGAGCACCAGCUGCUCUGUCACAACUCUCAUGUAGCUGAGAGCCAAGAUGAGGAAGAAUACCAGCAUGGAGACUCAGGAUCAACUAGAAACACAGAGCUUCAAGCAGAGAAAAGACAUCAUGAAAGUGAAAUGAACAGUAACAGUCCACACACCUCUGCUGUGAUAAACUUAAAUACAGGUAAAAAGCCUUUAAAAUGUGACAUAUGUGGGAAAGUUUUUGAGUGCAAGUCAAAAUUGCAGAGACACCUGAACAGCCACACAGGUGAGAGGCCGUACCUUUGCAAGACCUGCGGGAAAAGAUUCAGUGAUGCAUCAGUAUUGAAAAGGCACAUGACAAUCCACACAGGUGAGAAGCCGUAUACUUGUAAAGUAUGUGGGAGAGCUUUCGGACGUAAUGGUGACGUAAAAAUCCACAUGAGAACGCACACAGGUGUAAAGGUGCAUCACUUGAGCACAGAGGUUCCAGUUGAAGUCACACAUAUACAGGAGAGAGACUGUUUACAUGCAAAACAUGUGGCAGAGCUUUCAGAGGCCUGUUCCAUAAAGCAUGCUAAGAAAAGUGGGGAGUGAAGUCCAAAUCCUGAAUU
Molecule: messenger RNA, 1200 nt
Organism: Epinephelus moara (kelp grouper)
Lineage: Eukaryota; Metazoa; Chordata; Actinopteri; Perciformes; Serranidae
Product: zinc finger and SCAN domain-containing protein 12-like
Exons: 4
Coding region: 110-1183 (357 amino acids)
Biological process (GO): regulation of DNA-templated transcription
Molecular function (GO): RNA polymerase II cis-regulatory region sequence-specific DNA binding; DNA-binding transcription factor activity, RNA polymerase II-specific
Source: RefSeq, a predicted model, not a curated record